AUGAAGAUGGAAUGCAACCCAUACUACGAGGACGCACAAUGGUCCCUCUACCGAUACGUUCCCUCGAUAGCUGCGCCGAUAGCAUUUUGCGUCCUCUUCGCCUUAACCUCGAUCCUCCACGCCGUCCAGAUCCUUAAGACCCGAACAUGGUAUCUCUGCGCCUUGUUGAUCGGCGGCUUCUGUGAAACCAUCGGCUAUGCAACCAGGGCGGUGAAUGCCCGCGAAGAUCCGGGUUGUUGGACCCUCAACCCUUACAUUAUCCAGAACCUACUGAUCCUUGUCGCUCCGGCUUUCAUCGCGGCUUCGAUCUACAUGAUUCUCGGGAGGAUAAUUCUGUUAACUGAGGGGGAAGGCCAUGCCUUAAUCAAAAGGAAGUGGCUCACGAAGAUCUUUGUGGCUGGGGAUGUGGUCUCGCUAUUGAUGCAAGGAUCAGGUGGUGGGAUGAUGGCUGCAGGAAACGAAACGAACAACAUGGUAAGCCUCGGCGAAAACGUGAUCACGGUCGGCCUUUUCGUCCAACUCGUCAUCUUCGGCUUCUUCGUCAUCGUCGCCGGCCUGUUCCAGUACAAGAUGCAACGGCGUCCUACGACCAGGUCCCAGGAACCCGCCAUCCGAUGGAGGAAGUACCUCCUCACGCUCUACGUUACUAGCGUGAUCAUCUGGAUACGAUGUCUGUUCCGAGUUAUCGAGUACCUCCAGGGAAACGAUGGGUAUCUCAUGAGGCACGAGGCCUUUGUCUUUAUCUUCGAUGGGGUGUUGAUGUUUAUCGUGUUGGCUUGGAUGAAUUGGUUCCAUCCUGCAGAGAUUGGCUUGUUAUUAAGGGGCAAGGUGCCUGGGAAGAACGGACUGGAGCUCAUUUAUGUGUCUCCUCGGACUAAAGUGGAUGCUGAGUCGAGGGGCAGUUGGAGUGGAAGAGAUACUUGCGGCGACGGAGAUUCCUUCCAAGCUAAACAGGGGGCAUAG
Molecule: messenger RNA, 963 nt
Organism: Scedosporium apiospermum
Lineage: Eukaryota; Fungi; Ascomycota; Sordariomycetes; Microascales; Microascaceae
Product: RTM1 protein
Exons: 3
Coding region: 1-963 (320 amino acids)
Cellular component (GO): membrane
Source: RefSeq, a predicted model, not a curated record